This is a messenger RNA of Trypanosoma theileri, 822 nucleotides long. RefSeq lists its product as uncharacterized. Lineage: Eukaryota; Euglenozoa; Kinetoplastea; Trypanosomatida; Trypanosomatidae. The record is from RefSeq and is a predicted model, not a curated record. The transcript has a single exon. The coding region runs from base 1 to 822 and encodes 273 amino acids.
AUGUUUCAACGGACUCUUCUCGUUGCCGCAUCAUUUCCUUCCGUUGGGGCGUUAGUGCCCUCCAUGUGGAAGACGGCUCCAUUAGGGUGGCAUCUUAUUCCCCAUUCCAAUGUGGAAGAACAUGAAGAACUGUAUGUGGGAAAGUUAUUUUCUUUUUUAAAUCAUGCAGCACAGUAUGCAUUUAUCGGACAAGUAAUGGCACUUGCAGAGGAAAUUAAAUGUAUUCCUCGUCUUGAAUGGUUUUAUGCGGAAUUAUAUUUUUUAUUACCCCCAACUCGUGAUGCUGAAAUAUUAGCUUGUUAUAUAAAUGAUCAAGAACGUCUUCGAUGUGGCUUACGAAAUCAAUCAUCAGGAACAAGUUCAUCUGGAAUUAUGUGGAGUAGAGAAUUACAUGAAAGAGUGGAAAAACGUGCAUCAGAAGAUUUUUGUUGGUUAUUAACUGAAGAUCAAAGGAAAACUGAAAAAUUUCUACAGGAAACUUAUGUUCAAUGGCAUCAUCGAGCUGAUUAUCUAGUUACGAGAAAAAGUCGUGAAAAGAAAGAAUUUAGACAAGAUUUGACACUUCAACGAGUUAUUCAAGAAGGUCAAGAACGCAAAAGACGAAUGGAACGUCGACGAUCACGAUUAGAAACUCGUGAAAAAAAUAUUACAUCAGGAAAAGAGAGUGAAUGGGAUAAUUUUACACAUGAUGUACUUCCGAGGGAACUUCGUGAAGCACUGGAUCGAGAGAGUGAUGGUAUGGAAGAUGUAAGAAUUUCCCGGGCAGGAACUGCAACAGGAGGGUGGAGUCGCGGUCAUCGUACGCAUCCAAAUUUUCGUUAG